Molecule: messenger RNA, 2038 nt
Organism: Capsicum annuum
Lineage: Eukaryota; Viridiplantae; Streptophyta; Magnoliopsida; Solanales; Solanaceae
Product: cytochrome P450 82A3
Biological process (GO): defense response to other organism
Molecular function (GO): monooxygenase activity; oxidoreductase activity, acting on paired donors, with incorporation or reduction of molecular oxygen; heme binding
Source: RefSeq, a predicted model, not a curated record
GAUAGGGGUAUCGGAGAUGGGGAUGCUUAGAUGAUUAUGUGGCAUACUAGGAGAGAUAUAAUUAGAAAUGAAAGCUAUAAGAGGCAAGGGGGGAGUUGCCUCCAUUGUGGAUAAGAUGGGGAAGUGAGUUUUGGAUGGUUUGGACAUGUGCAUGUGAAGAGGAGGUGAACAAAUGCGCCUAUUAGGAGAUGCAAGAGGUUGACUAUAGUAAAAGCUAGGAGAGGUAGAGAUAACUAUGACACAAUUUCAGAUAAGUACAUGACCCAAAACAACGGUUUGAAGGUUGAGUACUAAGGUAAAUGUUAGGAGGCAGUCGAGUGUUCUCGUUCUAUAUGUAGGAAACGUGUGGGCCAUCCUCCUCCUGUCAUCUUGUCAAUUUUAGUAGUAUUAAUUAAUAAUUACACAAGUGAGCUCAUACAACAAGUUGAUUGUAGCCAUGGAUUUCUUUCUGAUUGUCCUUACGCUUGCUAUCUCCUUUCUUCUUUCCUUCUUUCUUCACAAACUAAUUUUCUCAGUUAGACAGAGUAGAAAGGUACCUGAAGCUGACGGAGCAUGGCCGAUUAUCGGCCAUCUCCACCUCCUCAAUGGAUCUCAAAUGCCACACAAAAUUUUUGGUCAUAUGGCUGAUAAAUACGGGCCAAUUUUUCGAUUAAAGUUGGGCGUAAAUCAAGUAGUAAUUGUGAGUGAUCACAAAAUAGCCAGAGAAUGUUUCACCACAAACGAUAUGGCAUUUGCAAAUCGGCCAAAAUCCAUAGCUUCAGAGAUCUUAGGCUACAAUUAUGCCAUGUUUGGGCUUGGGCCUUAUGGACCGUACUGGCGGGAGAUAAGGAAAAUUGUCACAAUUGAGUUCCUUUCAGCUCAGCGAAUUGACAUGUUUAGCCAUGUUCAAGAAUUUGAAGUAAAAUCAGCUGUUAAAAAGACAUAUGAAUAUUGUUUCAAGAAUAAGAGUAGUAACUUAAAUGAUGUUGUGAAGAUGGAGAUGAAGGAAUGGUUUGGGAACUUAAUUAUGAACACCAUGGUGAAGAUCCUAUUUGGAGUACAAUACAAAGAUAAUGAAGACAGAAGUAAGGCUCACAAAGCAAUUCGGAGAUUUGUUGAAUUAUUUGGGGUUUUUAUUGUGGCUGAUUUUUUACCUUAUCUAAGAUGGCUGGAUAUUGGUGGCCAUGAGAAGGCCAUGAAAGAAACUGCUAAAGAAAUAGAUAUUAUUCUUGAAGAUUGGUUAGCAGAGCACAAAAGAAAGAGGAAAUUAAAGGGAAAUAAAUCAGGAGACGAAGAUUUCAUGGAUGUCAUGUUGUCCAUUUGUGAAGAUAAAGAUCUUUAUGGUUUUGAUGCUGAUGCCGUUAUCAAAGCUACUUGUAUGGCUAUGCAAUCGGCAGGUACUGAUACUACAAUUGUAACUCUAACAUGGACUCUAUCUUUACUCCUAAACAACUACGAAGCCCUUAAAAAGGCCCAAGAUGAGCUAGACAUUCAUGUUGGCAAGAACAGAUGGGUCCAAGAAUCAGACCUCAAGAACUUAGUUUAUCUUCAAGCUAUUGUUAACGAAUCGUUGCGUUUAUAUCCAGCCACACCACUCAUGCUACCUGAGUCGAUUGAGGAUUGUGUUGUUGGUGGCUACGAUAUACCAAAAGGCACUCGCUUACUACUGAACAUAUGGAAAAUUCAUUAUGAUCCGGAUAUUUGGCCAAAUCCACAGGAGUUUAAGCCAGAUAGGUUCUUGACGACUCAUAAGGAUGUCAAUGUAAGAGGGAAUCACUUUGAGUUGAUGCUGUUUGGUAGCGGAAGAAGAAUGUGCCCUGGAGUUUCUUUAGGCCUUCAAGUUAUGCAAUAUGUGAUGGCUGUGCUACUGCAGGGGUUUAAAAUUACGAGUCCUUCAGAUGAACCAAUUGAUAUGAGUGAGAAUUUUGGAUUGACCAUUCUAAAAGCUUCUCCACUUGAAGUUCACCUUGCUCCACGCUUGUAUUCUAAUCUUUAUGAAUUAAAUAAUGAUCUUUUCUAGUGAAGUAAGGUUAUAAUUAAGUAUAAUAUUCAAUAGUUA